AUGGGCAAGGAUGAAACUGAGCUACAACAUAUUGAUAUAGAGGCCAUGAGAAUGGGACCUCAAUUGAACAUGCUGCAGAGAGAAUCCCUAAUCAAGAAUGUAACUGAGGAGGAAAUUCAAAAAGCCUUAGCUGGCAUUGGUGACCUUAAAUCUCUAGGUAUGGAUGGAUUUGGAUCUAAAUUUUUCAAGGCUUGUUGGCACUUAAUCAAACAUGAUGUAAUAGUUACAGUUAAGGAAUAUUUUGACACUGGGCAGAUAUACAAGGCUUUCAAUAGCACUGUAGUAACCUUAAUACCUAAAGGUGAAAUCCCUAAAGGGUAUGGUAGGGAAGGAGGGACUCCUAGGGUUAUGAUGCAAAUUGAUUUGCAAAAAGCCUAUGAUAUGGUAAACUGGAGAGCCAUGGAAUGCAUACUAAAAGAGAUAGGAAUAGCUAAGAAGUUUAUAGAUUGGAUUUUGGCUAGUAUGACCACUAUUUCAUAUAAGGGGAUCCAAUUUCUCCCCUCUUGUUUGUUCUUAUUAUGGAGUAUAUGCAUAGGACUAUGUAAAAAAAUGCAGAAUGACCCAAACUUCAAUCACCACCCCAAGUGUGCAAAGCUGAAUUUGACAAAUCUGAUAUUUGCUGAUGAUGUUUUACUUUUCUGCAGAGGAGAUCCUACUUCUGUUGAGAUGAUGCAGCAGGCUUUUAGCAAAUUCAUAAAGUCAACUGGUUUAAUUGCUAAUCCCUCAAAGAGUACUAUGUUUUGUGGAGGGAUUGAUAAUAUAAUGCAAAGAAGGCUUCACAAGAUCACUGGAUUCAAAGAAGGUGUGUUCCCUGUCAAAUAUCUUAGAGUUCCUCUCACUUGCAAGAGAUUGACCAUACAACACUAUUUACCUUUGAUUGAUAAAAUUUUGGCUCGAAUACAUCACUGGACUGCUAAACUGUUGACUUAUGCUGGAAGGAUUCAACUUGUGAAAAGCAUUAUCUCUGGUAUUGCUCAAUACCGGAUGAGUUGCUUCCCUUUCCCAAAAAUUGUUCUUGCUAAGAUUGAUAGGAUUUGUAGAAGUUUUAUAUGGACAGGUACUGAAAAUAGCAGGAAAAGUCCUGUGGAAUGGAGCACUAUUUGCAAGCCUUAUGCUCAAGGAGGAUUGCAGAUCCUUAACUUACAAGUUUGGAACCAUGUCCUAAUGCUCAAGUGUCUUUGGAAUAUAUGCAGAAUGGCUAAAAACCUUUGGGUUAAAUGA
Messenger RNA from Vicia villosa (hairy vetch), 1221 nucleotides. RefSeq lists its product as uncharacterized. The transcript has 2 exons. NCBI's taxonomy places the organism in Eukaryota, Viridiplantae, Streptophyta, Magnoliopsida, Fabales, Fabaceae. The record is from RefSeq and is a predicted model, not a curated record. The coding region runs from base 1 to 1221 and encodes 406 amino acids.